Chlamydomonas reinhardtii is the source of this 656-nucleotide messenger RNA. RefSeq lists its product as uncharacterized. The record is from RefSeq and is a predicted model, not a curated record. The coding region runs from base 103 to 315 and encodes 70 amino acids. The transcript has a single exon. Lineage: Eukaryota; Viridiplantae; Chlorophyta; Chlorophyceae; Chlamydomonadales; Chlamydomonadaceae.
AGAGGGCGCUGGGUGGGCCCCGACGGGGUGAGUGCGUGGUAAGCAGCAGCUCCCUUGCGGUGCACAGCAGCCGCAGCUCCGCCCCAGUGUAGACCGCGAAACAUGGCAGUGCAGGGGCAACGGCCCUUCUGCCGACAGCAGCUCAACACAGGGUAUUUUGUGGAAAGCCCCGGACACAUGACAGUGCUGCCAACAGCAGCUUGGCACAGGGUGUUUGCGCGGGCAGACCUUGCAGGCGCGCAACCCUCCGCACAUCCGCACAUGGGGCUACCACUGAAAAUUGCUUGCAACAGAUCUUUAAGGCGGGCGGAGUAAGGAAGUGAAUGGAACGGAGCGGCCGGGUCACCGGGAUAGGAACGGCCACCGCACGCUCCGUGCAUGAUAGGUCUGCCCGCGCAAACACCCUGUGCCAAGCUGCUGUUGGCAGCACUGUCAUGUGUCCGGGGCUUUGCGGGGCAAAGAAGUGCCACUCUUUGAAAGGACUUUCCUGCUUUCCAGCUGCACAAAGGCCUAACCUGUGGCCAAACCUAAGGUCAAAGAGUUUGCUGAUGCUGUGCGCAGCAUAUGCUGACCUACGGCUGCACCGCCCCAUUAGUAUGCAGCUCGCGGUGUCUUUUGGCCCUGCUCGUGAGAUGCCCUCCCAUCCAGACGCCGGU